ACAUAACUUAACCUCUUUUGACUUUUUCAGUUAUAGACAUGGAAAAAAUAGAAGAAAAACAAGUGAUGGAGGUAUAUAGUACCGACGUAGAACAAAAAAGUAUCUUUUCUUCCAAUCCGAGGUUUAAGGAAAAAAGAUCGUUAUCGUUUAAUCUGCUCCCAUUCAGACUUAAACAAAAGUCGAAAAGUAAGAGAUGUUUGUCUUCCUCCGAUAUAACUAAAAUCGAAGAACAUAUUUCUGAACCAGAAUCUGACAAAGUGAUGUUAUCAGAUGACUUCAGUACCAGUUCUAGUGAGGACGAGGACAGUGAAUGUGGAUAUGUCAAUAUUUCAUUUGAAAAAGAGGUUAAUGGUCAUGCUCUUCUGUACAAGACUUUCGGGUGUCACGGAACCAGGGACGGGAAUUUGAAAGAUGGGUCUGAUAUAAGCUACAUGAGUCAAGGGAGGUGUGUAGUAGCCGAUCUACUCAAUUGUCGACUUAGCAUAUUUUCAAAAUCAGGAAGAAAUACUUUGACAAUACAAAACGAAGAUACAAUCGAACCUUGGGGGGUAACAGUACAUGAAGAUAUCGUCCUUGUGACCUCUAGAAGGAAAAGGUUAGUACUUAAAAUGUCACAGACUGGUGAUUAUGAAGAGUCGUCUUUCGGUGAUUCAUUAUUCCAGGAUCCAUGUGGUAUCGCUACAACAAAGGACCAUAGAAUCAUUAUUACAGACAUCCAGUCAAUGAAAGUUUCCAUUCACGACUGGAGUGGCAAAUGGUUGGACGAUAUUUGUCUGCCUGAUAAUCAUGGUCUUCAAUUUAAAACACCCCGAUAUGUGACGGUUUCUCCAUUAGGCGAUAUCAUUGUGUCCGAUUCAGGAAAUCAUCAAAUUUAUAUAUUUUCUUCAAAUGGAAAUUUCAAAAAAACAUUUGGGUGUUAUGGUUCGAAUGAUGGACAACUAAAGGUCCCUUAUGGUAUAUGCUGCGACAAGUUUGGAAAUAUAUUUGUAGCAGAUCAUUACAAUGAUAGAAUUUCGUUUUUCUCAAAAGAUGGAGAAUUUGUUCGCCAAAUUAUCACCAAACAUGACGGAAUCUUUCAUCCACAAGGCAUUUCAAUCUCACCUGAUAUGAAACUCUUCAUUACGCAUGGAUCUUUGAAGGCACGUGAAGUCAAAGUAUUUAAUUUAAUAUCAAAAUCCAAGGUUACAGAUGUUAUACCUGUGUUCCAUCUAUAGAAAACGCAAGAUAGUUUUAAGAAUAAGAUAAAGUAUAAACAAUUUAUCCCUUUUAGAAUGUGACUAAUGUUAUCUCAAUAAACUUUGCCUUUAUUUUGUAACUAACUAUGCAACGUCAGUUAUAUUCUUAAACAUAUUCACAAGGAAAUGUUUCCGCAUGGCAAUACAUUCUUUUAAGUAAAUAAUAAUUUAUUUGAAAACAAUAUCUAUAAAUAUAGACAGAUUUUUGUAAUUUACAGAGAUGAAAAACGAGGUCAAUGCAAAGUCAUAACCCAUUAGUACUUUGAUAGUAAC
Messenger RNA from Mytilus californianus (California mussel), 1508 nucleotides. Its product is annotated as tripartite motif-containing protein 2-like. Bases 39 to 1214 code for a protein of 391 amino acids. Gene Ontology annotation, molecular function: translation repressor activity; ubiquitin protein ligase activity; protein binding. The transcript has 2 exons. NCBI's taxonomy places the organism in Eukaryota, Metazoa, Mollusca, Bivalvia, Mytilida, Mytilidae. Gene Ontology annotation, biological process: protein polyubiquitination; proteasome-mediated ubiquitin-dependent protein catabolic process; negative regulation of translation. The record is from RefSeq and is a predicted model, not a curated record.